AUGGCUUUACACAACCAGUCAGUCGCGUUCGUCGGAUGCGGGAACAUGGGCGGGGCAGUGCUGAAGGGGGUGUUGGAUGCCGCAUUCACAAACAACGACGCAGGAAAGUCUCAGCCUAUAUCCGACUUUAUUGCAACCACGCGGUCAGAGGCCUCUGCCAAGAAACUGAAAGCGUCUAUUGCGGCAAAUUACCACUCGCGCGUUAAAGUUGUUCAUGGACAGAAUGUCCAGGUGAUGCGGGAAGCAGACGUGGUGAUCCUCGGGUUCAAGCCGUUCAUGGCUCAAGAUAUUCUCAGUGGUCCGGGUAUUAGGAGCGCUCUGGCCGGGAAACUGGUCAUCAGUAUGCUGGGCGGACAAACGACCGACAACUUGGCUGAAUUCAUUCGAUCCGGGGAUUCUGUUGACUACCCGGAUCCUUUCCUGGUGAAAGCGAUUCCGAACAUGGGAGCGCCGUUCCGGCAGUCAAUGACCAUGAUCGAAACGCCAAACGAGUCUCUGCCAAAUUCGAUGCUAGAGUUCGUGGAGUGGAUCUUCAAUCAAGUGGGCAAGAUUUGGUAUCUUCCUCGUGAGCUCACAGAUGUCGGCUCGAUGCUGACCGGUGCAUCUCUCGCGGCGAUGACCGUUCCGAUUGAGGGACUGCUCGACGGAGCUGUGGCGGAGGGGAUCAAGCGGCCAGAGGCUAUGCAGAUGAUCCUGCAAGGGCUGAAAGGCUUGACUGCGGCGCUGGAAUCGGGUAUUCACCCUGCGGUUUUACGGGAGAGCAUUUCUUCGCCGAGGGGAUGUACAAUUCAGGGUCUUUUGACACUUGAAAGAGCUGGGACACGCUCGGACUUUGCGGAUGCAUUGAUCAAUGGGACUCGCCAUUUGAAAGAACCUAAGAAAUAG
This is a messenger RNA of Penicillium lagena, 885 nucleotides long. RefSeq names its product pyrroline-5-carboxylate reductase. Bases 1 to 885 code for a protein of 294 amino acids. The transcript is spliced from 2 exons. Lineage: Eukaryota; Fungi; Ascomycota; Eurotiomycetes; Eurotiales; Aspergillaceae. Gene Ontology annotation, molecular function: pyrroline-5-carboxylate reductase activity. Gene Ontology annotation, biological process: L-proline biosynthetic process. The record is from RefSeq and is a predicted model, not a curated record.